Messenger RNA from Aedes albopictus (Asian tiger mosquito), 770 nucleotides. It is a transcript of the gene RpS13, whose product is annotated as small ribosomal subunit protein uS15. The coding region runs from base 122 to 577 and encodes 151 amino acids. The record is from RefSeq and is a predicted model, not a curated record. Gene Ontology annotation, cellular component: cytosolic small ribosomal subunit; nucleolus; ribosome. NCBI's taxonomy places the organism in Eukaryota, Metazoa, Arthropoda, Insecta, Diptera, Culicidae. Gene Ontology annotation, molecular function: small ribosomal subunit rRNA binding; structural constituent of ribosome. The transcript has 2 exons. Gene Ontology annotation, biological process: translation.
AACUGACAGCCCGUGUCAAGUUCACUCUUUUCCCGUGUAACCUCGUUGGAGCUAACACGCGUUUUCUCGGUGUUCCGUCGUUUGUUUCCGUGAAACAGAACCGAAAAAUCAACGCAGAAAAAUGGGUCGUAUGCACGCUCCCGGUAAGGGUAUUUCCCAGUCGGCGCUUCCGUACCGCCGCUCGGUCCCGUCCUGGCUGAAGCUGAACGCCGACGACGUCAAGGAGCAGAUCAAGAAGCUCGGCAAGAAGGGUAUGACGCCCUCGCAGAUCGGUAUCAUUCUGCGUGAUUCGCACGGAGUGGCCCAGGUCCGGUUCGUCAAUGGCAACAAGGUCCUGCGUAUCAUGAAGGCCGUUGGCCUGAAGCCCGACAUCCCGGAGGAUCUGUACUUCCUGAUCAAGAAGGCCGUCUCGAUCCGCAAGCACUUGGAGCGUAACCGCAAGGACAUCGACAGCAAGUUCCGUCUGAUUCUGAUCGAGUCCCGUAUCCACCGGCUGGCCCGUUACUACAAGAUCAAGGCUGUCCUGCCACCCAACUGGAAGUACGAAUCCAGCACCGCCUCGGCCCUGGUUGCCUAAGGAGUUCGGAGGACAGGGAAGUUGCUGCAUUCAACUUUUUCUUUUUUUAUUGUUUUAAGUAAAAUCCAUCGGAAGUGAAGAAAAGUGCGCUCCCAAACACACACAAUCCGAAACAUGAAGGUGUCAUGUUGGAAGGGGAAGAAUUCUAUCCGGUAAAUCUAUCCAAUAAACGGUUCACAUAGAAACAGUGUAA